Molecule: messenger RNA, 498 nt
Organism: Coccidioides immitis RS
Lineage: Eukaryota; Fungi; Ascomycota; Eurotiomycetes; Onygenales; Onygenaceae
Exons: 4
Coding region: 1-498 (165 amino acids)
Source: RefSeq, a predicted model, not a curated record
AUGGGCCCUGAAGAAGAGCAAUUAAUAUGCCAUCAAGAAAAUCCACCACUUUCAGAGCUCUAUCAAGCUAAUCUUGCCAGUGGUCUUAUUUCAAAGAUAGCUAAAGUAAUCUUGUACACUUUAUUUAAGUACUCUGUUAUGGCAAUGGCACACUGUAAGCAUAUUAUGAUCAACACCAAUAAUAUAAAGCUUGUUCUUGAUAUCAGUAUCAAAAUCAGGUCAAACUAUUUCAGUCUAAUUGAUGCAUUUGAUUGCCCUGCCCCUGCUACCACCACUCACCACCUGUGUGCUGCUCCUGCCCUACCAACUACCACUGCCAUCACUCCACCACCACCACCAUCACCCAUCACCACCUUCCUGCCUUUCCCUGGUGCUGUCAGGGUCUCCACCCAUCAAAUAACAGGUAUUAGAGCUCCUGUUCAGUUCACAAAGCCAGUUCUGGAGAAGCAGAAGAAGAAGAAGGAGAAGAAGAAGAAGAAAAAGAAGAAGAAGAAGUGA